Messenger RNA from Rhizopus microsporus ATCC 52813, 423 nucleotides. RefSeq names its product ribosomal protein L28e. NCBI's taxonomy places the organism in Eukaryota, Fungi, Mucoromycota, Mucoromycetes, Mucorales, Rhizopodaceae. Gene Ontology annotation, biological process: translation. The transcript is spliced from 3 exons. Gene Ontology annotation, cellular component: cytosolic large ribosomal subunit; ribosome. The record is from RefSeq and is a predicted model, not a curated record. Gene Ontology annotation, molecular function: structural constituent of ribosome. Bases 1 to 423 code for a protein of 140 amino acids.
AUGAGUGCCGAAUUGGUUUGGGCUAUCGUCAAGAACAACAACUCUUUCCUCGUCAAGCGUGACAACGCUCAAUUCUCUUCUGAACCCGGUAACUUGACUAACCUCAACUCCUUCAAGUACUCUGGUAUUGCCAACUACAAGAACGUCACCAUCCAACCUGCUGCUCGUGGUGUCCGCGUCACUUUGCACAAGGCCAAGAAGGAACAAUUACCAGCCAAGUCUACCAACACCGUUGUCAUUGCCAAGACUCGUCGCCAAACCGCCAAGUCUGUUGCCAACUUGAUUGCUCGUGCUAACAAGUACAGACCUGACCUUCGUGCUGCCGCCCUUGCUCGUGCUUCUGCCAUCAUUUCUUCUCAACAACCCAAGAAGACCCCCAAGGCUCGUGAAGCUAAGGGUGUUCGUGCUCAAAAGAAGAACUAA